Oldenlandia corymbosa var. corymbosa is the source of this 3893-nucleotide messenger RNA. The record is from the annotation of a GenBank genome assembly. Lineage: Eukaryota; Viridiplantae; Streptophyta; Magnoliopsida; Gentianales; Rubiaceae.
AAAAAAAAUUCAAUAAAUACAGUGAAAAUAAAUAGAACCCAUAUUGAUGAUGUAGAUUUAUACCAAAAUAGAGGUUUGAUAAUUCAAGUAGGAAUCUUGGAAAAGGGUAAUGUUAUCUUGAGAAGUUAAAUAAGAGAAACGGACUAAAAAUGCACAUUUUUGCUGCUUGCACAUGAAGUUUAGCACCUCUGCUCUUCCCAUCCCUCUCCUCUACUUUUUUCCUUCUUUUUUACCGUCCAACUAAGAAUCCCACUAUUUUCUCUCCGAUCAUUAUCAUCAAAUUCAAUCCCUUUAUCAAGCUUUCAACAUGUGAACACAAAAUUAACCUUUCUUAGUUUCUCCAACUUGCAAUUUCCUCUGUAUACAAACAAUUCCCUCCAUCCAAAAAGUCCUUCACAAACUUGCACCAGCCCAAUGAGCUUUCCCUUCAGUACUAUUUCCAUCAAAUUCUUACUAAUUAGCUACCAUUUUUAGUGCUUUUUUUUUUUUUUUUGUUGGAAAGAUAGAAAUGGGUACUGUGAGGAAACUCAUUGUAGAGGUAAUUGAGGCACGUAAUCUUUCACCCAAAGAUGGACAUGGGACGUCUAGUCCUUACGCAAUUUUCGAUUUUUACGGUCAGAGAAAGAAGACCAGGACUGUGAUUCGUGACCUGAAUCCUGUAUGGAACGAGACACUCGAGUUCAACGUUGGUAAACCAUCGGACGUGUUCGGUGACAUGCUGGAACUCGAUGUUUUUCACGACAGAAACAUCGGACCCACGACCCGGAAUAAUUUCUUGGGCAGGGUACGAUUGAGUUCGCGGCAGUUCGUGAAGAAAGGUGAGGAGGCAUUGAUUUAUUAUCCCUUGGAGAAGAAGAAUUUCUUGAGUUGGAUUCAGGGUGAGAUUGGCUUGAAGAUUUAUUUUGUCGAUGAAGUCGUACCGCCGCCAGCACCACCCCCCCCUCCGACUCCACCGCCUGAGGAGGCCAAGUCUGAGCCUACAGAAUCAGCUGCACCACCUGCUUCUUCUGAUCCACCACCAGGGCCACCUGAAGGGAAUAAACCGGCGACUGAAAAGCCAGACGGAGCAGAACCCAGUAAAGAUAUUCCUCCUCCAGCAGAAGAGGCUAUCAAAACAAAAGAAGAAGAAGAAAAGCCACCAGCUCCGCCAGCAGAAGCCGCAUCACCACCACCGGAAAAAGAUGCUGCUAAUGAGAAACACGAAGAAACAGAAUCUGAUUUGCCGGAAUCUCCAGAAGAAGGAAGCAAUCCGGUGGAGCUAAAUCCACCAGUACAAAUGGAUCACAUGAUGGCAUCAAUGGCGUCAGGAUCCAUACCCGAUAUCAAAGUCAAUCACAUCAGCGGUCCGCGGCCCAUAAGCCGUGUCUCAUCUGUGAGCAGCUUCAUGUCGGAUGUUUCAGACAGAAGCACAAUCGAACGGUCCAACUUCGAUCUCGUCGAGAAAAUGCAUUAUCUGUUCGUCCGGGUGGUCAAGGCCCGAUCUCUUCCAACAGCGGGUCGACCCGUCGUGAAGAUCCUGGUUUCCGGCAGCCACGUCAUCUCGAAACCCGCCCGGAAAACGACGGUGUUCGAGUGGGACCAGACGUUUGCUUUCAGCCGCGACGCACCGGAUUCGUCUUCCAUCUUGGAGAUCUCCGUGUGGGACCCAAUGCACGCCAUGUCACUCGGCGGAGAAUCCGACGUGGCGGGGCAUAACUUCAUGGGUGGGAUUUGCUUUGACGUGAGUGAGAUCCCACUCAGGGAUCCACCUGACAGUCCCUUGGCCCCACAGUGGUACAGGCUGGAAGGAGGUGGGGCUCACAAGGGGGAUCUCAUGCUUGCCACGUGGAUAGGAACGCAGGCUGAUGAAUCAUUCCCUGAAGCCUGGAAAACAGAGACCGCCGGCAAUCCGAAUUCCAAAUCAAAGGUUUACCAAUCGCCUAAAUUGUGGUAUCUCCGAGCAACAAUUCUCGAAGCUCAAGACAUUUUUCCAUUGACACCUUCUUCAAGAGAAUCAUCAUUUACCAUCAAAGCUCAAUUGGGUUUUCAAGUACAAAAAACUAAAUCCGCCGUUUCAACCAACGGAUCUCCGUCGUGGAAUGAAGAUUUAAUGUUUGUAGCGGCGGAGCCGUUUACAGAGCAUUCUCUUAUGUUCUUCCUAAUCGAAACCCGGCCGCGGAAAGAACAAGUUAUGCUCGGAGUUGCUAGCAUUCCCCUGACUUCCAUUGAGCGGCGGGUGGAUGACCGGAAUGUUGUUUCCAGAUGGUACACAUUUGAAGACGGAAAAGAGAUCAAGAGAAUUUACAAAGGGAGGAUCCACUUGAAGUUGUGCUUUGAUGGUGGAUAUCAUGUUAUGGAUGAAGCCGCCCAUUUAUGCAGUGAUUAUCGUCCAACAGCCCGGCAGCUUUGGAAGCCGCCGAUUGGGGUGGUGGAAUUGGGAAUCAUUGGGUGCAAGAAUUUACUUCCGAUGAAAACAAUUAGCGGGAAGGGAUCAACGGAUGCAUAUGCUGUGGCGAAAUAUGGUACUAAAUGGGUCCGAACCCGGACGAUUUCUGAUUGUUUGGACCCGAAAUGGAAUGAGCAGUAUACUUUCAGAGUCUAUGAUCCAUCAACGGUGUUGACUGUUGGAGUGUUUGAUAGCUGGGAAGUACUUGAAUCGGCCGACGGUUCGAAAGAGUCAGUGCGUCCUGAUUUCCGAAUUGGGAAAGUCAGGAUUCGUAUUUCUACCUUGGCCACUUCCAGGGUGUAUAGAAAUACGUUUCCCCUGUUUUUGUUGUCUAAUUCAGGGCUGAAGAAAAUGGGGGAGAUUGAAUUGGCGGUGAGGUUUGCCCGAUCCACUCCCACGUUGGAUUUCUUGCAUGUUUAUUGGCAGCCAUUGUUGCCGGCGAUGCACCAUAUCAAGCCGCUUGGGAUGGUCCAACAGGAAGUUUUGCGGACGACGGCGGUGAAGAUGGUGGCGGCUCAUUUAUCGCGGUCCGAGCCCCCGCUUCGCCGGGAGGUUGUGACUUAUAUGCUUGAUGCCGAUUCACACGCGUUCAGCAUGAGGAAAGUACGUGCCAACUGGUUCAGGAUCAUCAAUGUGGUUGCCGGAGUGAUUGACGUGGUGAAGUGGUUGGACGACACGCGUUCCUGGAAGAACCCGACGGCUACCCUUCUGGUGCACGCGCUGCUGGUGAUGCUGGUCUGGUUCCCUGACUUGAUCAUCCCAACUCUGGCCUUCUACGUGUUCGUCGUCGGCGCGUGGAACUACCGGUUCCGGUCCCGGGAAUCGCUGCCGCAUUUUGAUCCGAAAAUCUCGCUGGCGGAAUCCAUCGACCGGGAUGAGGCCGACGAGGAGUUCGACGGGAUGCCGUGCACCAGGGCGAACGAGGUGGUGAGAGCCAGGUAUGAUAAAUUGAGGAUGCUGGGUGCACGUGUCCAGACGAUAUUGGGUGAUUUUGCCGCGCAAGGGGAGCGAGUCCAAGCUCUGGUGACGUGGAGGGACCCACGUGCGACCGGAAUGUUUGUCGGGUUGUGCUUGGUGGUGGCGGUCAUACUGUGUUUGGUGCCGUCGAAGAUGAUUGCUAUGGCGUUUGGGUUUUAUUACCUCCGGCAUCCAAUUUUCAGGGACAGGAUGCCGUCGCCGGUGCUCAACUUCUUCAGAAGACUGCCUUCUCUCACGGACCGAAUGUUAUAAAUAGGCUUUCAGCUAUUGUGGUCUUGUGCUUCUUCACGUUUGAUAAGAGCGGUGUUUUCACCCCAGUGAGAAACAUCCCAUAUUUUGUUGAUAAAAUGCGAUUUCUUUCUACGAAAAUGAAAAGAAAAUGUAAGGAAGGAACAAGAGUUCAAUUAAUAACAAAUCCAUCACAAACCUUUCUUAUUGGUUUAUUCGGGGUCUCGAAUUAAACCAAACUUUUUGUGGUGAUAGGAAUGCA